AUUUCCAUUUCUUUUUUUCGUCUCAUUAUAAUUCACCAUAUAAUUAAUAUUCAUAAAAAUCACCUGACAUUACUGAACAUUUUUAAUGAUAACGGUAUUUGACGUCGACUGUGUUCGAGUAAAUGUAUUUUAACACCAAUAUAUAUUUUCGUUUCUUCUUGAACACUGAACUCAUUACAAUACAUCCGUGGUGUUGAGCACUGAGCGCGUCACAUCUUACAUUUAAAUUCGGUUUUCCGUACUGUGUUCUGCAAGAUUUAAUCAGCGUCCCUUAAACUGAAUUAAAAUUUAAUUUAAUGUUAUGUAUAGCAGUUUUCUAAAAUGGGUCAGUAUAUGAGCUCAAAUGGCAAUAACAGGACACAUGAUGAACUCGUAAACUUUUUGGUUAAACACCAAUUUGUACGCACUGAUAAGGUAGAAAAAGUUCUAAGAGGUGUCGAUCGAAAGCUGUAUUUUACUGAUGAAGAAAAACAUCAUGCUUAUAGAGACAUGGCUUGGCAAUCUCAACUAAUUCAUUUAUCUGCACCAAGCGUUUAUGCUUCAGUCUUAGAAAAUUUAGAAUUACAACAAGGUAAUACCUUUUUAAACAUUGGUUCUGGAAUUGGGUAUUUCAGUACUGUUGCUGGCCUUUUAUUAGGUACAAAUGGUGUUAAUCAUGGUAUUGAAAUCAAUCAGUUAUUAGUAGACCAAGCAAACCAAAAAUUGGAAGAAUUUAAAUUAAAUGCUGCAGCAAUUGAUCAUUAUGAGUUUUGUGAACCAGUCUUUAUCCAAGGGAAUGCAUGUGAGCUAUCGCCAACAGGUUUCUAUGAUAGAGUAUAUUGUGGAGCUGGUGUACCACCUGAAGAAUCUAAUUUUAUGAAGUCUCUUAUUAAGGUUGGUGGAAUAUUAGUUAUGCCAUUAGAUGGAACUCUUAUAAAAGUAAAAAGGACAGGUGAACACACUUGGCAAAACUAUGAGGCAUUAGAAGUUUUAUUUACAAACCUUAUUGUGCCUGAAAAAUGUAGUUUUAAUACAAUACAAUUCCCUGCUGUUGUACCUUUAAGCUUACAAGAAUUGUGUAGAUCUAAUAUCCGAUCAUUAUUACGUGAAAACUUACAAAAAAGUUUUCCUGAUUUGAUAUGUCGUACUAAAAUUGAUUUAAAUACUAAUUCUGAAGAAAAUCAACACCCAAAUCCUCAAGAACAAUUAGUACAGCUUAUUCGUGUUCAGUGUGGCUUGAAUGUAGAAGAUCGCCGCUUAAAUGUAGAAGGUUUAGUAGGUUUACGAAGUCUUUUUGAAACAUUUUCUAGAUUGGAUGAGACCAUGUCAGAUGAUACUAAUUCUGUGCCAGAUAAUGAACUCAAUGAAUCAUUGAACUCCAUGGAUGAAUUAGAUGUAAGCACUGACAGUAAUGACAGUUUUUGUGAAUACAGGAAAUCUGUGUUGCUGGAUCAUCAUGAGAAAUUAUCUGAUGAAACAUCUAAAAGGAAAUCACCUGAAGCUGGGUGUUCUGAAUCAUCUAGAACAAUGGAAGAAACAGAAAACUCAAAGAGAAUGAAAAUGAAUUUAGCGUCCACUCCCAGUUGUGCUGACGAUUCAUCUGCAUUAACAUUUAGUGAUGCUAGUGAUUUAUGGGAUACUUAUUCUAGUACAUCUGAGUCUUCAUUAGCUAGUAAUGAUAGUUUUUUACCAGCUACAGAAAUCAUAGAACAAAUGUAUGCAGAAGAAGAGACUUUCAGUGAUUUUUUUGAGCAUUAUCAAAAUAUAACUCGUAAUAACGCUAAUAAUGGUGGAGAAUCUUCAAAUGAAUUGGACAAGUUUAAAUUUAUAAGAGAUUGCAAAGAAAAUGAACUAAGCAAACUUUUAAAGGAUAAAAUUGAUUCAUUACCAAUACCAGUUCCACUUAAACAUUUUCUCAACUACUAUAGAAUUUAUUAAUUGUUAAAAGACAUUCGUUUAUUAAGUGUAUAUUAUUUUCAUUCUA
This is a messenger RNA of Sipha flava (yellow sugarcane aphid), 1963 nucleotides long. Its product is annotated as protein-L-isoaspartate O-methyltransferase domain-containing protein 1-like. Gene Ontology annotation, molecular function: protein-L-isoaspartate (D-aspartate) O-methyltransferase activity. Lineage: Eukaryota; Metazoa; Arthropoda; Insecta; Hemiptera; Aphididae. The record is from RefSeq and is a predicted model, not a curated record. Gene Ontology annotation, cellular component: cytoplasm. The transcript has 6 exons. Gene Ontology annotation, biological process: protein modification process. Bases 322 to 1917 code for a protein of 531 amino acids.